AUGGAAUUAGGGAUUAUGUGGUUGGUUAAAGGUGCUUGGAUCGCUGCUAUACUUCCUUUGUUGAUCGCUUUUAUACCCACUUCCAAACUCACCUCGAUUCAUCAACUCGUUUUGGGCUUCGCAAGGAGAGGCAAAAUCCUGCAGCCUUCGUCUCAGAAAUGGACAGUUCCUCAGAAAUUCUUUGCUCACUUCUAUGUUAUCGGAGUGGCGUGGACGACUUUUGUGCUCGCUACCACUUGGAUGUAUGCUUGCAAAAUGGCACCUUUAUUUUCAGAGGAGUUACAGUUUUCCGACAUUGCAAGCCGCUUAGCCGGAGGUUCCCAUGUUUUCUCCUUUCAAAAAUCACAUUUGACUCUUGUCGAGCAUCGGUUUAAAGUGUGGCGAGCAAUGUUUCUACUUCUUCUGAUGGAAAUCCAAGUUUUGAGACGCCUUAUAGAGUCAAUCUAUGUAUUCAAGUAUAGCCCUUCUGCUCGGAUGCACAUUUUUGGUUAUCUUGCAGGAUGGUUUUUCUAUACAGCAGCGCCUUUAUCACUCUGCCUCAAUAUCGUUCCAGAGGUUGCAAGAUUCGCUGGAAAUCAAGUGGCUGAGUUCAUUGCUAAAGGGAAAGGCCAUACUUCAUCCCCUGGAUUUAAUUUAUUAUUGUCUUUAAGCCCUCUGAUGAAGCUUAGAUCGUUCCAGUGGAUUGGUGCAGCCAUUUUUCUCUGGGGAUGGAUACAUCAGUGUCGCUGUCACGCAAUUCUCGGAUCGCUUCGGGAAAAUCCGACCCAUGCGAACGAAUACAGAAUUCCGCGUGGAGAUUGGUUUCGAAUAGUCUCUAGUCCACAUUACUUGGCAGAAAUUGUUUUAUAUGUUGGUUUGCUGAUUGCAAGUGGAGGAACAGAUAUAACCAUCUGGCUACUCCUUGGUUUCGUGCUAUGCUUCUCAUGUUACUGGUUGGAGCUGACCAAUGGAGCCAGUUGA
Messenger RNA from Arabis nemorensis, 960 nucleotides. The record is from the annotation of a GenBank genome assembly. NCBI's taxonomy places the organism in Eukaryota, Viridiplantae, Streptophyta, Magnoliopsida, Brassicales, Brassicaceae.